Solea solea (common sole) is the source of this 5156-nucleotide messenger RNA. It is a transcript of the gene fam13a, whose product is annotated as family with sequence similarity 13 member A. Lineage: Eukaryota; Metazoa; Chordata; Actinopteri; Pleuronectiformes; Soleidae. Gene Ontology annotation, biological process: signal transduction. Bases 423 to 3782 code for a protein of 1119 amino acids. The transcript is spliced from 26 exons. The record is from RefSeq and is a predicted model, not a curated record.
CCCUCACUGGCAUACAGAUACAGAGUCCUGCAUGGACAGAUUUAAAGUUUGGGGGUUUUAAUCACAUGACUGGGCAAAUCAACCAAUGGCAGAGCUGAGCUCAGAUUUCAGCCUGGAAGGAGGGGGGGGAGGGAGGAAGAGAACGAGACAGGCAGUAAUCUGUGCUCAUGGCUUGAACAUAGUCCACCGGUGUCCUGACAGAACUUUGACUCUUCUCUGGAUUGUCGGUGUUGUGCUUCCGGAUUAUUUUGAUGGCGUAUGUUAUGACAAGAAGGAUUUCCACCACUGGGAAGAAUCCAGAACUGUGUCCUGGCACAGAGUGAGGAGAAGAGAGGAGGAGGAGGAGGAGGAGGAGGAGGAGGAAAGUUAGAAGCAGUUUUUCCAACCUCAUCUUUGUCUCUGCAGUUUUCUUCUGUGGGAGAAUGGGGGCAGGAGCUCUUACCAUCUGUCACAACAAGACGGCUGUGCUGGUGAAAGAAGACAUGAAGAAGAUGGUCCAGAUCCCCAUGCUGAGAACCAGGACUGUGGCAGCAAAGCACACCAAGCUGUUUGGCGCCUCCCUGUUCGAGCUGCGAGACAAGGGCCUGGUGAAGGAUGGUGCGCCUCUGGUGGUGCGGAGGAUGGUGGAGCAUCUUCGCAGACAUGCCCUGCAUCAGGAGGGCCUGUUCAGAGUCAGUGGGAACGUCCGCGCCGUGGAGACCCUGAAACAGCGGCUGGACGUUGGCGAGGAAGUGGACCUUCUCUCUGAAUGUGAUGCAUGUACGGUGGCCAGUUUGCUCAAACAGUAUCUCAGGGAACUACCAGAGGGUCUCAUAGACUCGACAGUCCAACAGGCGCUGAUACAGCACUACCAAGAGAGCGGCGAUGACGGUUCAUGGUCAGAAACCAGAGAGCUUCUCCAGCAGCUUCCAGAUGUCCACCUCAGUCUCCUUCGCUACCUUUGCCACUUCCUCGCGCUUGUGGCGUCCAACCACAACGUCAACCGCAUGACCGCCCUCAACCUUGCCACGGUCUUUGGACCCAGUGUCUUCCAUGUGGCUCCAGGUUUUGAAGCAAUGAAGGACCAAAAUAUCUGCAACAAGAUCAUGGUCAAGCUCAUCCACAACUACAGCAGUAUAUUUGAGACAGACAAAGAGGAGCUGUCCACCGUUAUCUCUGUCAAGGGGACGUACGUGACGGAUGUAGACACGGACAAGUCGCCCAGCCACCUCGAUGCAAAGACACCGGCAACAGUUCCCAGGACAAAAGAAGGAGAAAAAGACCUGGCAGGAAAUGAUGGACUUCCAACUAAUUCUGUAAUGGACAGACCAAGGAGGAAGAAGAUGAGGAAGGUGAGGAGUGAGCGUUCGCCUGAAACUGUCCCACAGCCCAGCUGCUCUGCUCGAUUACCUCAUGUGAGGCCUCGCUCCAUACCAAUAGUUGUGCCCCUGACUUCUGGACUGCGGAGCCUCAGUCCAGAAGCAAUGGAGACGACUCCCAUAACUCUGACUCGCCAAGAUGCCCCAGACACUGCCUCGCACCGCAGCCCUCUCAAUGUCAGCCCCUCUGGCAGCAUGGAGGCCCUCAGUAGUUCCCAAGAAGAAGAGAGGCCGAUAUCUCCUUUCUUCAUGAGUGACCACCUCUCUCCUGUCUGCUGCACUCCAGAUGUGGUGAAUUUUCUGGACAGGACGAUACGCUCAGCAGUGGAGCAGCACCUGUUUAAUAUUAACCCUUUAGGGGAUCAAGGUUCGGAGGAGUGUGAGUUGACCCCACGUAGGACAUCUCCAAAGGUGACGCCAACUGCGCGACAGAGACGUCGACACCAGAGAGACCAGCAGCAGCAGCAGCAGGAGGAGGAGGAGAAGGAGGAGCAGGAGGAGGAGGAGGAGUAUCUGAGACAUCGAGAAAGAGACAGGGCUGUGUCCGUCAGGUCGGACACCAACAAGGAGAACAUCCCAUCCAGCAGUGGAAGACAUUCUGGAAGCGUGGGGGAGAACACGGUCGGCAGCAGCGCGGACUCACGCGGAGGUCACACGGGUCAAACCCCCAAACCCAGGAAGCCAAAACAGAACCCUACACUGGUGCAGCUCACUGACAACAAGGAUGUUCACACUGUAAGAGAGUGUGUGGACAGACGACCUGGAGCAAAACACAUGGAUACAUUUCAGAAAGGGAAUGACAUUUCAAGAAGAGGGGACCGCCGUUCUCCUCCACAGACGCUAAGGAUGAAGAUCCAGGACUCGCCUGUCACUUGUGACACGGGGAGGGUCAGUGGAGGUGUAGGUGGUGGAGGAGGAGGAGGAGGAGGAGAGGCUCGAGACUCGGACUGCGAGAGGUCGAGCUGUGAGGAUGUUCCUCGCCUGGACCUGACGACACUGACCGAGGAGACUGACAACUGGGGAGAUUCUUCAUACUAUAACACCCCUUUCCUUGACUUUAAAUCCAUUUUCCAUUCGAGUUGUUGUGAUGAACCUGUUCCAGCGUACUCAUCGCUGCAGAGGGAGAGCAUGGACCGCGAGGAAGCUCGUCUGUCUCCUCACGCCGGCGGACGACUGAUCAGCCAGCUGCUGGAGGAAGACAGCGACCCGAUGGUGUCGCCUCGCUUCUACGCCUAUGGACACAGCCAGCAGUACCUGGACGACACUGAAGUGCCUCCCUCGCCUCCAAACGCGCAUUCUUUCAUCAGUCGCAGGCGAAGUUCAUCGCUCGGCUCGUGCGACGACGAGAAAGAGGAGCUGACGACGGCUCAGCUCACGAAGAGGAUUCACGUCCUGAAGAAAAAGAUCCACAGAUUUGAAGAGCGGUUUGAAGAGGAGCGAAAAUACAGGCCCUCCCACUGUGAUAAAGUUGCAAACCCGGAAGUGCUGCGGUGGGUGAAUGAACUGGCCAGAUUUCGUAAGGAGCUCAAAGAACACAAGCUGAUGAAGUCUGAGGAGGAUCUGCCGCCUCUGACCCGUCAGCGCAGCAACACGCUGCCCAAAAGCUUCGGCUCUCAGCUGGAGAAGAAGCCUCAGCAGGAGAAGGUGCCCAAGCCGCCGGUGGAGUCCACGCUGGAGGCCAUUCUGAAGAAGCUGCAGGAGAAGAGGGAGGAGGUGAACCGACCCGAGGACAUCAAGGAUAUGACACGGGAGCAGAUCGGAGCAGAGAAGGUGGCGCUACAGAAGGCGCUCCUCUACUAUGAGAGCAUACACGGCCGACCUGUCACCAAGAGCGAGAGGCAAAUCAUGAAACCACUUUAUGACAGAUAUCGCCUGGUCAAGCAGAUCCUGUGCAGAGCCUCCACCAUCCCUGUCAUUGGUUCUCCCUCCAGCAAGCGCAGAGGGCCCCUCCUUCCGCCCAUUAUCGAGGGCGAAACCUCGCUCUUCUUCGACGAUAUCAAGGAAGAGGAGGACGGCUCCGAGGACGACGGAGACUCAAAGACCCAGUUCACCGUGACCGUCCGGCCUGACCUCAGCAUGCUCAGCUUCCUGGACCACUUGGACGAGGAGGUGGACGGUUUCAUUUCCCCCGUGGAUGACCUCUCUCCGUCCAAACACGCCAUCGACAUGAGGCUGUCCAACCUCCACUCUGCAACCAUAGAGGAACUUGUGGAGCAGCUCCAGGAAGCCAGAGAGGAGAAGAAGAGAAUCCGCAAAAACCUGAAGGAGUUUGAGGACCAGUUCUUCAGACAAAACGGAAGAAAUGUGCAGAAGGAGGACCGCUCCCCUUUGGCAGGAGAGUACACCGAAUACAAGCACAUUAAAGCCAAGCUGCGGCUGCUGGAAGUCCUCAUCAGCAAAAGAGACUCGACCAAGUUCAUCUGAGGGAACCAAUGACAGGACUGUUGCUUAGUUUUCUGGAGGUACAGUCAGUCACAUCUCAACCUGCAGGAGGAGAGAGCCGACACUGACUCUGCCUCAGGUCGUCAGCUGUGCUGCUCAUGACUGUAGCUGGAGAAGCAGCAGCAGCAGCAGCAGCAGCAGCAGCAGCAGCAGCAGCUGGGUUUUCCCCCUGGACGCCCGCAGAGAGACAACAAACCACGCCUGAUUAUAGCCACUCAAACGUCUCCGGCAUCACUUGACAGGUUUUCUUUAGACGUUCACAAGAGGACAUAAGAUGUCUCUUCCUGACUGAAGCAUGGAGCGCACAAAUAACCUGAAUCACACUUAUACUGCUAAUAAUUUAUUUUAUUCUCUUGAAUGCGUUCAUGAGAACUGAAGUUAUUUUUUUUUUUCCGCGUUACGCUUUAAUGUAGAAAGUCUUUAAAAAAAUAUAUAUAUAACUUGUAAGUAAAAUAAUGGAUGAAUGAAAUCACUGCUAUUUUUUAAAGAAGGAUUCUGUGAUCAAAAUGUUGAGUGUUUUUUUGUAAGGGAGAUGUUACUAUUUGUAGAACUUUCAAUCAGCUGGACAGUGUUGACUAAAACGAUUGCUUUCACUGUUCGAGUCCUGACUUGGUCAGCUCGUUAAAAAGAAGUGGUUUUCUAAUUCUAAUAGAAUCAAAAGACACAAACUGAACCAAACCUGCUCGAAUGUUCAUUUGAUUGGAUAAAACGACGGCCCGUGUAUUUCCCCCUGUACCUGACUCGGCACACGACUGUAUAUUUUAUGCAUUUAAUGUCCUUUUCCUGCCCUUUAACUUUGACUUUAAGUCAAAUGGGCAAUUAAAUGUCUUUGGGAAUCACUGGCGUGUUUGCGUUGACACUCCGGCUUCGGCUCUGUGUUUCCUUCUCGUCCGUCCUCCGAUCAGUUUGUUCUUUUGUAAAUAUGGAUCAAUGUGUAUGUUUACAUUUCUGUGAGCGAGUACUUUUUCCUGUCUUUCUCCAAAAUGGAUGAUUAUCAGUGUGAAUUUUGUUUUUACUGAAUUUAAACACUGUCAAGGCUUAAUGAGUUUUGAGUGUGUACAUUUUAGUACAUAAAUUGUAUUUGUAUUUUGUAUCAUGAAUGAAAUCAUAUUUUUACUGAACUUUGGACUGUGUAGUUUUCCUUUUGUGUGAAUACACUGACGGUUCUUUCUGAUUAUGAACCAGUUUGUGGUUAAUAAUCGUAAUAGUCCAGUUUGUAAAUAUGGAAACCCGAGGAGAAGAGGAAGUCAGAAACCUGACACUUUUUACACUUACAGAGGUCAACCACUGCUUUUAAAGGAGACAAUCAGGAAACACAUUUGUACACUGUAUUGUUUAAUUUAAACAAAAACAAAA